This is a messenger RNA of Synchiropus splendidus (mandarinfish), 3859 nucleotides long. RefSeq names its product cell division cycle associated 2 (gene cdca2). The record is from RefSeq and is a predicted model, not a curated record. Gene Ontology annotation, cellular component: nucleus; chromosome. The coding region runs from base 323 to 2731 and encodes 802 amino acids. NCBI's taxonomy places the organism in Eukaryota, Metazoa, Chordata, Actinopteri, Syngnathiformes, Callionymidae. Gene Ontology annotation, biological process: regulation of mitotic nuclear division; regulation of chromosome segregation. The transcript is spliced from 15 exons.
UUGAAUACGGAAGUGUAUUGUUAAAGAAGAUCACGUUGUUUUUAGCACGGUGGCUUGCAUUUUGACGUUCUCACGUUUCACUUUUCAAAAGAAUUAAAGGCCUAGCUUUGCAUUUUUUUUGUCAAUCGCUCGUGUAGGGCUUUGCGGAAGGAUACACUGCGGUGAAACUGCGCGAUGACGUUAACGUGGAGGGUGAUUUGAAUCGCUCUCGUUUCGUUCCAAUCAAAUUUUUACAUUUUAUACCGUGUUUUGAGUAUUUCUCCCGUUGUUUUAUACAUUUUAAUUACCUUAGAAUCGCUCGUUUUUAAGCGUUCACACAGAGAUGGCAACUGAGGCUGCUGGUGGAGAAACGAUGGCCAACGCUGAAGUGGAGGACGGCCAACCCCCAACAGAUUUUCUCAAACUCACUCCAUCUAUGUUUGGCAUCUCCGUCGAGAGUUUUACUCCCGUGUCCUCAAACCAAAAAGAAAAGUCCCGCUUGGCCCAAAUAAAGGCGAGACGGAGGUCAAGCAUCGGUGUGCGAGGCUCUCCAGAGACAAACACGCUGAUCCGCUUCAUUGCCCAGCAGAAAAUGAAGAAUGUGUCCCAACAGCAAACUCCCACGGGGAGCCCCUUUCUUCCGCGGGUCGCCUCCACGUUGAAGCAGAAAAUGGCCGCCUUCCAGAGCCUGAUGGAUGUAGAGGAGGACAACCUGUGUGAGCGGAUACCAAAGGAGGACAACAGUGAUGGAUGUCUGGAGACAGGCACUUUUCUGGCUGAUAUGGGGAAGGAAAACCAUCCUCCGGUGACAUCACCUGCACCCAGUAAGAGGAGACGCGUGGGCUCUCAGGAGGUCUGUGAGGUAGAGAUAAGAGAGUCCCGCCCGCCUGCCCUCCAUUUGAAUCUGACAGAGCUGAAGGGGGAGGAUGAACCAUCACCACCCACAGCGACCUCCGUGGCGGAGGCCACAGCUUCUCUGGUUUCCCCACCUGCUUUUGAUGCUCAGGACGAUAUCGCUGAAGACCAAAGCUCAGGCCAGCAGAAGAAGCCGUUAAUAGCUUCGCAGCCUCAGCCCUCCUGCUUGAACCGAGUCCAGUUUACGCCCUCUCAGCCUCAGAUGAAGCCCACAGGAGAAGAGGUGAAGAAGAAGCGCGUGCACUUUGGGGAUCCUCUCCCUCCUGAGUUCUUUGAUAAGAACCUUCCGCCAAGCACCCCAUUACAGAAGGGAGGCACUCCAGCUCGAGCCCAAACACCCGGUGGUGAUUUGAAACUGCGCUCCUUGCUGAAGACGCCACAGAGGAAUGAACUCAGUACUCCGGUGGUGGGGCAGGAAUUUGGAAGCCCCGUAGAUGUUGGCGCAUCACCGAAGCUUUCAAUGCCCCGCAACCGCAGAAUGAAGUCCCUGGGAGAUGAUCCAGAGAUGGAGGAUGGGAAGAUCUUUUUCUCCUCCAUGGAAGAGCUGGAUUCAGUAUUCAUGACUGAAGCAGAGUACAUGAGGGAUCCUCAGAAGGAUUUAAACGCUGCAUUUCAAGAAGAGACUUUAUCUCCUCUUCCGACAGUAACUGCAACCAGAAUAAAUCCCACGGCACAGACGGAUGACUUGAAUGUGAGCGAGCCUCUGCCAAAGAUGGAGGAGCUGCCGCAAGUGUGUCCAGAGGCUCAAACUGCUGCCAGAACUUGCAACAGGAAGAGGACGUCUUCCACAGCGCUGGAAUCCACCAGUGAAGUGCCGGCUCGCUCCAGGGGCCGAAAGAGAAAGCUCUCAGACGGUGAACCAGUGAAGAGGCCGACUCGCUCCGCUGCCAAAUCAGCUGCUGGGAAGAUGAAGGCGAGCACCACAGCCCGACACUGGAGGAAGGAGGUGAAUCGCUCCCUUUACAGCGACCGUGAAUAUGCCUCCAAGCUCCCCACGCUCAGCCCCAUCACUGAGUCACUGUCCUUCAUCACUGGGUCUCCGUCAGCAGAGCAGAGUCCCGCUGCCGCAGGCCCUGAUGAAGAUCCAGGUGUGACCCAGGAGCUUGGAAGGUCGAGAGACGACACCAAUGUCAACUGUGUCGCGUCAGAAGAUGAUGCGCAAGUUCCUGAAGAUUCUCCUGAAGACUCACCUGCUUCCACCAACUCUGGUGCUGAAGGUGCUGGGGAAGAAGGGAGUGAGUCAAAUGUUGUGGAGUCACAGAGCAGCGUCUGUGCUCUAAAUGAGGGUCUGAAGACUGGAGAUGAUCAGACUGAACUGACGGCGACUGUUGCAGCUGAUGUCCAGUUGUCAUCUGAAGCUGUCACAGAGGGAGGACCUCGUGUCCCACACUCUGAUGAGCCACAAUGUCCCGACGCUCCCGCUGAAGCGCGUCUCCCUGUGAGUAAAGGGCCGACCAAGCGCAAACCUGGGAGGAGGAGGAGAAGUUCUGUCAGGGUGGCUGAGCCCCUGAAUGAUGCGGAGGAGGAGACUCCUUCCUCACAGAGCUUGGGUUGUGAUAGCAAGGACGGGAGUCAGGAACCCAGCGUGACCCUUGCCCCCUGGCAGACCCAGGUGGAAUUUGAGAGUGUCUUCAAGCCUGUGGCCACCAGAGGGCAGUGUUCGGUGAGGCGCAGCUUGAGGAACCAACAGAUCUCUGAUGGCGGCAGCAGCAGCAGCGGUGGUGGUGGUCUGGCAUGGCUUCCUCACACGUCCUCAAACUCCAGUGAAGAACUGCGCCGGAGGAGCAGGAGCCGCCGACCCCCCGCUGAGGCCCAGGAGUCUCAGCAGAGCUCCUGAGCCCACAGCGGUGGUUACACAUGACAAACUGCUCAGUCGAUUCACGUGUUGCGUCUCCAACCAGCUUUGAGUGGUUUUCCUGGUGUGGCUGUUCCCACACCUUCCCAAAUGAAGCCGCUCAAUACGGACCCCAAUCAUCUGCGCUGAUCACCUCCUGAUCAAUAUCCAACCACUCGGCUGCUAAUCACUGGCCUCUUGACUCCAGGGUCAGCGGCCGCUUCGUGUCCCGCUCGAUAGCUUGUCUGUGCAGAUGGAUGAAGAUGCCAGCGCUGCAUUAACCCGCCGGGCCCGCGGAGACAAAAGGGACACGCGGGCAGAAAGCAAAUGAAUCAUUUGCUUGAGGUUGGGAUGUUUUGUCGCCACUGAGCCGGACUAUUGAUCUGUUCCACCAGGUUCUCUCAAGUCAUCAUUAAAGUGACACUACUGAGGUCUGUGUUUUCAAUCCCACACUCCCUUCGUGUUCUGUGCCUCUGCCUAGGCGGACGACUGGUAGCUCUGUCGUAUGGUCACGAAGGACUCCACCUGAAGCACAUGAACGCAAGAUGUUGCACUCAAUUUGAGGAUGGAGACUUUAAAAUAGUCGUCAUCAUUGGGUUUCAGUUUGGUUGAGAGGCCUGGUUGAGCUUAGCCUUGUGUUUUGGAUGGUUAGGUUUAGAGUGAGAGGCUGGGGAAAGGGUUAUGGCCAUGGGAAACCUCACAAUGUCCCCACAAGGAUAGAAAUACAAACGUGUCUGUCUAUCCUAGUGAGGACCAAUUUGGUGGGAAACGCCUCCUUGUGGGGCCCUUCUGUCGUUGUGGGGGCCCUUGUGUUGGACCCCACAAGGUCAAUCCUCAAUUUGAGGAUGAAGACAUCAAAAUACCUGGGUCUCAGUUUGGUCCUGGUUCAAGUGAGCCAUGUGUUUUGGAUGGUUAGGUUUAGAGUGAGAGGCUGGGGAAAGGGUUAUGGCAGUGAGAGGUCCUCACAAGGAUGAAAUCACAAGCUUCUAACCUGAUUUUUUUUUUUUUUUUUUUCUUCCAACUUGAAGUUGUUCUCUGCACUUAACAUGGCAAAGUGAAGGCAACUUCCUCCCUGAUGCUUUUGUUCACAUGUUCAACUCCAACUUGAGUUCACUUGUUAAAAUCUUAAAA